AUGGAUGAACAGAUGUCAGUAGCUUGCGAGGAAGUGGCAGACGAUGAGGGCUCGGAGAUUGAUCCGCUCUGUGAUCCAGAAGAAAGAAGGGUUCUUUUUGCCGCCCUCGAUUCGUUUCGGCAAUACCGCCAGGCUGCUCAUUAUAACAUCACCCAUCUACGACGACAAUCUUUCUACUCGCUCCCUCUGGCUCAUGUGGAGCUACUAGCUUCCCAGCCAUUCGGUUUGCCAAAGACUUUGGACGCUGUGGAUGCAGCAAUCGAUGCAAAUGCCGACAUAGCCGAAACAGUUCUUGCACUGGGCCUCAGCAUGUACGGUAUAGACCCUGAUUCAACCGAAUGGCACGGAGCAGCCACUUCCCAAGACAUGGACAAAGUACGUUCGACUAUUCGCCAACUAUAUCGCGACUGGGCGGCCGAAGGUGCUUCCGAACGAGAGGCAUGCUACAAGCCCAUCUUGGCUGGCCUCAACAGGGCCUUCGAAGACAUUGGUCCGGCCAAGCGCUCUCAUGUGAGCGUACUAGUGCCAGGUGCCGGACUUGGCCGUCUGGCUUUCGAAAUAUGCAAUGCAGGCUACGCCAUGGAAGGAAACGAGAUUUCAUACCAUCAACUCCUCGUCAGCAAUUGGAUACUCAACUACACUUCGGGGCCCAAGUCACAUUCAGUGUACCCCUGGGCCCUAGGUUUCUCAAAUCAUACGCGCCGCUCUCACCAAUUCCAAAAAGUACAGGUCCCUGAUGUUUGGCCGUCCGAAGAGCUGGACAGUAGCUGUAAGGAUCUGAAAGCAGAACUACACGCCUAUCAGCGAAUGUCAAUGUCUUCGGGCGACUUUUGCGUCUUGUACAAAGAGCCGCGAUACCAAGCCGCUUUUGAUGCACCUGAGGGCGUGUGGAUAAAUCUUGGGCCUUUACUUUGGCAUUUUGAAGGCGGCUCGCCUGAGAAGAAAAACUCGAGUUCGUCCUCCUCUUCUUCAGAGACAGGCAGAGAAAACCAAGACAGGAAUCGAGGCAUUGGCGAGUCUGGUUCUUUCGAGCUCGCAGAUGAGGAAGUCGUCGAGCUGAUCGAGCAUUUUGAUUUCAAGAUUGUCGAACAUAACUCGGUCAUUGGAGAGACGGGUUACAUACAAGAUCCACGCAGCAUGUUGCAAAACAUGUACAAGCCUAGUUUCUGGAUGGCUAGAAAACAAUAA
Aureobasidium uvarum is the source of this 1188-nucleotide messenger RNA. The record is from the annotation of a GenBank genome assembly. Lineage: Eukaryota; Fungi; Ascomycota; Dothideomycetes; Dothideales; Saccotheciaceae.